Trichoderma atroviride IMI 206040 is the source of this 1845-nucleotide messenger RNA. NCBI's taxonomy places the organism in Eukaryota, Fungi, Ascomycota, Sordariomycetes, Hypocreales, Hypocreaceae. The record is from RefSeq and is a predicted model, not a curated record.
AUGACUGGCCACGAGAGAAGCGUCUUGGUCCUGUAUGGAUCUGAGACGGGCAAUGCCCAAGAUAUAGCCGAAGAGCUUGGCCGGCUGUGCCAGCGGCUGCAUUUCAAGAGCCAUGUCGAGGAACUCGAUGCCGUGGAACUCAGUGUCUUGCUGCAGCACCAACUCGUGAUAUUUGUCAUUUCGACGACCGGACAAGGUGACAUGCCGCACAAUUCACUUCUCUUUUGGAAGAAGCUCCUGCGGAAGAAGCUGCCACCAAGUUGCUUGAGCCGGCUGAAGUAUUCCUGCUUUGGCCUUGGCGACAGCACAUAUCUCAAAAAGCUUGUGCGAAGAUUAGACCAGCUCGGUGCUACUACAUUCGUCGACAUAUGUGAGGCGGACGAGCAGUUUCCAGAUGGUAUUGAUGGCAGCUUCGUAAGAUGGGCCGACGAUCUAAGAAAGCACCUCCUUGAGCAUUAUCCGCCUCCGUCAGGUUUAGAGCCAAUUCCCGACGACACCAUGCUGCCGGCACGCUGGUCUUUAGGUCCGGCUUUAGCAGGCCUCUUAGAAAAAGCCCAGGUUGUCGAUUUGUCCCCUCUCAUACUCAAAGACUCAAACGGCACGCUCACAGCACCAAACUUGCCUCCACCCGGACUCCUACCCAUACCCGCCGGACGGACGGCGACAUUGACCAAGAAUGAGAGGCUCACUCCAACGGAACACUGGCAGGAUGUUCGCCUUGCAUCAUUUGCCAUCCCAGCCCACCAAUCAGGUGGGAAAGUCCACUGCGUUCCGGGAGACUGCCUCACGCUGUAUCCAAAGAACUUCCCCCAUGACGUCCAGAGGCUGAUUGACCUCAUGGACUGGAACAGCAUCGCCGACCAGCCACUCAAUCUAUCCGCCUGCGAAUCCCUGCCGCGCAACCUCUAUGCACCAGCAUGCUGUACGCUCCGCGAUUUGCUCCUCAACAAUAUCGACAUAACUGCCAUCCCACGGCGUUCCUUCUUAAAGAACAUGUCCUACUUCUCUUCAGACGAAUACCAUCGUGAACGAUUGCUAGAGUUCACCAUGACCGAGUACAUGGACGAAUACUUUGACUACGCCACACGAUCCCGCCGCAGCAUCAUCGAAGUCCUCGAUGAAUUCACCUCCGUCAAGAUCCCAGCCGAGCGCCUCCUCGACGUCUUCCCCUUGAUCCGCGGCCGCGACUUUAGCAUCGCCAACGGGGGCACAUCGGCAAACCAUCCUUCAAAUAAAGACACUACCAACGUCGAGCUUCUAGUCGCCAUGGUGAAAUACCGCACCAUCUUGCGCAAGCCCCGAGAAGGCCUCUGCUCCCGCUAUCUCGCCAGCCUCCAUCCCGGCUCAACCCUGCGCGUCUCCUACAAACCCGUCCUCUCACCCAUCCAUGGCACCGCAAAUUCCCAGAGACCGCUUAUAGCCAUGGCCACAGGCACCGGCGUCGCCCCCGUCCGAUGCCUCAUCCACGAACGCCUCACACAUCCCAGCCCAGCGCCCAUGAUCAUCUUCUUCGGCAAUCGUAAUCGCGCGGCAGAUUACUUCUUCAAAGACGAAUGGCGCGCGCUCUCCGAGGAAGCGGCGAAAAAGAACACCGAGCUUUUGGUGUUUACGGCCUUUUCGAGAGAUCAGCGCGAAAAGAUUUACGUGCAAGACUUGGUUCGCCGAGAAGCGCCGAGGCUGGAGAAGCUGAUACCCCAAAGAGCCAUUUUUGCCGUCUGUGGGGGCUCCUCCAGGAUGGCUGAUUCGUGUAAGCGUGCGGUUUUUGAUCCCUUUAUCGAAGGAGGCGAUGAGGAAGCAAGGAAGGACAUGUUGGAAGCCAUAACGUGGUGGCAAGAAAUUUGGUAG